Molecule: messenger RNA, 3472 nt
Organism: Salvelinus fontinalis (brook trout)
Lineage: Eukaryota; Metazoa; Chordata; Actinopteri; Salmoniformes; Salmonidae
Product: protein shisa-9A-like
Exons: 4
Coding region: 476-2395 (639 amino acids)
Biological process (GO): regulation of short-term neuronal synaptic plasticity; regulation of AMPA receptor activity
Cellular component (GO): postsynaptic membrane; dendritic spine membrane; AMPA glutamate receptor complex
Source: RefSeq, a predicted model, not a curated record
CUCCUCUCCUCUCCUACUCUCUUUGCGCACCAUGCUCUCUCCCAUCUCAGGUCUGAUUUGCUCACUCGUGCUCAAAUAGCUUGUGCAGUUCUAUCUCCACCGACUCCAAUGCGUGCAACCGCGCUGAUGGGUUUGAAAAUUGAAGUAGCCUAGUUUUGAUAACGUAAUGGAAAUAAUUUUCUAAUAACACCUGUAGAGAGAUUGUGCUCUGAGGAACAAUUCUGAGGAGGACAAUAUCCAUAUACAUUCAACGUUUAAUUUUGAAAAAAUAACCGAAUGAUUUUCUAUACCUUCAUGGAUGACGAGAACAUUCGUGAAAACGCUCACCAACACGGAUUAGUGUUACGGUAAUGUUCUUUAAAUUGGAUAUAUGUUUCUGGACUUUUAAUAAUACCAAGACUGUGCGCUCUUCUUCUUCGAGUCUCUUCUUAUAUGCGCUAGAGAAGCUGAAAGGAAGGGGUGGAAGGACAGCACAAUGAGGGGCAAAUACUUUAUACUGGGUUACUUGUUGGUCAAAGUUAUGGCGCUGGUUUGCAAGGCGGACGGAGAACCAGGACAACUGGAGGGCUUUGUCAUGAUGACGACGUGCAACGGAUCCAGGGAGGACGAGGGUGCAGGCUUCUCGGAGCCCCCGCACACGGAGGACAGGUGCCGGGGGUACUACGAUGUGAUGGGCCAGUGGGACCCGCCGUUCGUUUGUAAAACGGGCGAUUAUCUGUACUGCUGCGGCACCUGUGGCUUUCGGUUCUGCUGCUCCUACAAGACCUCGCGGUUGGAUCAGAGCACCUGUAAAAACUACGACACUCCGGUGUGGAUGAUGACAGGUCAAACCCCGUUUAAGAAAAACGACCUUCGGCACGACCCUACCAAAGAUAAAACUAAUUUAAUCGUGUAUAUCAUCUGUGGAGUAGUGGCUAUCAUGGCACUUGUUGGGAUAUUCACCAAACUCGGCCUGGAAAAGGCGCACCGACCCCAGAGAGAGAAUAUGACUAGGGCUGUCCAGAGUGUGUUACAGGUCGGUUGUCCAGGUGAGCAGUUCCAGGGGGAGGACACCCUCGGCAUGCACGCACAGAACUAUGACACAAGGGCCAACAACCUCCAGGGAGGUCAGAUGAACAACAAUGUGGGUCCAGGUCCCACCAUGGGCCAGCCACACCCCUACCCUGCUCUGAGCCAGAACCGACCUGGGAAGGAACUCAACAAGUACGCCUCUCUCAAGCUCGUAGCGGCCAAGUCCAACGGUGACUUCUACAACAAACCGCGUCUGAUGAUGGAGCUGCCGUCCAAAGGAGGCCUCCCCCUCCAACACAUGAACCCUAUGCGACCUAUGAACCCCAUGACCAACAACGCUAUGUCCCACAACCCAAUGAAUAACCCCACCUUGACCCACAAUCCAAUGAACAACCCCAUGGCGCACAACAACCCCAUGGCCCACAACAACCCCAUGGCCCACAACAACCCCAUGCCCCACAACAACCCCAUGGCCCACAACAACCCCAUGGCCCACAACAACCCCAUGGCCCACAUCAACCCCAUGCCCCACAACAACCCCAUGCCCCACAACAACCCCAUGGCCCACAACAACCCCAUGCCCCACAUCAACCCCAUGGCCCACACCAAACCCAUGUCCCACAUCAACCCCAUGGCCCACAACAACUCCAUGGCCCACAACAACCCCAUGGCCCACAACAACUCCAUGGCCCACAACAACUCCAUGGCCCACAACAACCCCAUGGCUCACAAAAACCCCAUUGCCCACAACAACUCCAUGGCCCACAACAACUCCAUGGCCCACAACAACCCUUUGAGUCCCAUCAGCACCCUGGGAUCCCUGGGCCCCAAGCCAGUGGCCACCUACAUCACAGAGAUGCCCAGCAGUUUGCCCAUCCUAUCCAGCAGCUACCAGGGCUCCACCAUGCUGACCGCACCCAAGCAGAACGGACAGAAGCCCCAAAGACUCAGCAACAGUGGUGACAGGCUCAGUAAUAAAGGUCCAGGAGCCAUGACCAUGUCCAGCAUGACUAGAACAGGGACUUUCCCGGGGCCUCACCACCACAUCGGGAUGGUUCCUGGUCCUCACCACCACACCGGGACGGUUCCUGGUCCUCACCACCAACAACACCACCAACAUCAGCAGCAACAACACCACUCGCUUGCCUACAGCUCCAACACCAUCGCAGUCCCCAGGGGGAUGGGGGGAGGAAUGGGGCCGAAGGGCUGGGACGGGACUGAGACGGUGGGUAGGAGGAAGGGUUACGGCUCCAAGAGGCCCCAGUGCACGGUGGAGCAGAUCAACGAGCUGCACAGUCAGUCCCGCUCCCAGAGCCACAGUCAGCACUUCCUGCCCACUCAGCCUUACUUUGUGACCAACAGUAAGACGGAGGUGACUGUGUGAGAGAGUGGGAGAAGGGGACGAUAGUCUCCAAAGCAGAGUCACCUAUUAGGCAGAGCGGGAGAGGACAGAGAUGUGUAAGGCCCUGGUUGUGGUGUGUCCUGGUAGUGGGGGCCAGAACAGAGCACCCUGGUGGUGUGGCAGUGUGCUUGCAUUUGUCGUCCAGUAUGAGUGGAUCACUGCACAAGUGACUCUCAGUCAAUCCUACACAGACCCUCAGUCAUGGGAGGGGGGCGGGAUGGUAUAUUCAUGACAACGUCCAACAGAAGUAUCAAAUUCAUUGUGUGUGUUAUAAUAUAUCCUGUGUAAUGGUACCAUAAUCAACCAAUGACAGUGAAACGUGAAUACAGCAACAGCAAAAGGAAACAUGAGAUUGCCAUGGAUUGCGUUACCAAAUCCGACAAGCAAUAUGAGAUCUAUGGACACCGCAAUGGCUGGAGCUAAAACAUUGAGUCGGGAAACAACAAACUGUGGGGAAGGAAAGGACAUUCAUUAAAGCCGCUCUCUCCUACAAAGCCAUUUAAUUGGUCACAGUUUUAGGGCUAUGGGUUAUGGGCUUUGGGCUACGAACAUUAUGGGCUUUCUUCUGCUCUUGUAACCUUGAAACUCACUCGGUCGUCAACAUAUUCUGGAGAUUAUUGUCCUGUAUAUUUGAAGAACAGUACUUGAUCACUGCUGGCCCGAAGGCAAGGAGGCAGAAGCAUCACUUGGAGGACAGUACUGUACACCUGAAAAACGCAUCAGUCCUAAUGCUGUUCACACAGAGAAUCUGUGAUCCAAUAUUUAAAAGUGUGACUACAGACCAUGGCCAGUUGUAGUGAUACCGCCAUCUUUUAACAUGUUCCUUUUUCUCUCUCUUUCAUUCUAUCUAUCCCUCUUAGAAAAGACAAACUUCAGGUAAAGAAAAUGUAAAAAGAGAGCUAAAUGUGGUUCUGAAUCAUUUCUGUUCUACGGUGUAUGGUCGAGGCCCCGAUAAUAACUAUGAAACCCUACUGAGAGAUUUUCCCCCUGAAGUGUCAUCCCUCAUGUGUAUUAUUGCUACAGAAUAUUGUGAUUAAUACAAUGUGCCAAAAAAAUGUA